AUAUGAGGAUCAAUGAUGCAGACUGCUGGGUUCGAUGAAGCUGGGCUUUUAUAACUAGAUUCAUUAAGGAAUACAAAGAAAAUAUUUAAAGAGAUCAAUAAUGGUGUCUUCUGGUUGCAGAAUGCGAAGUCUGUGGUUUAUCAUUAUAAUCAGCUUCUUAUCGAAUACAGAAGGUUUCAGCAGAGCAGCUUUACCAUUUGGGUUAGUUAGGCGAGAAUUGUCCUGUGAAGGUUAUUCUAUAGAUCUUCGGUGUCCAGGCAGUGAUGUCAUCAUGAUUGAGAGUGCUAACUAUGGUCGGACAGAUGACAAGAUUUGUGAUGCUGACCCAUUUCAGAUGGAGAAUACAGACUGCUACCUCCCAGAUGCCUUCAAAAUUAUGACUCAAAGGUGCAACAACCGAACACAGUGUAUAGUAGUUACUGGGUCAGAUGUAUUUCCUGAUCCAUGUCCUGGAACAUACAAAUAUCUUGAAGUCCAGUAUGAAUGUGUCCCUUACAUUUUUGUGUGCCCUGGAACUUUGAAAGCAAUUGUGGACUCACCAUGUAUAUAUGAAGCUGAACAGAAGGCAGGUGCCUGGUGCAAGGAUCCUCUUCAGGCUGCAGAUAAAAUUUAUUUCAUGCCCUGGACUCCCUAUCGUACUGACACUUUAAUAGAAUAUGCUUCUUUGGAAGACUUUCAAAACAGUCGCCAAACAACAACAUAUAAACUACCAAACCGAGUAGAUGGUACUGGAUUUGUUGUGUAUGAUGGUGCUGUCUUCUUUAACAAAGAAAGAACAAGGAAUAUUGUGAAAUUUGACUUGAGGACUAGAAUUAAGAGUGGAGAGGCCAUAAUUAACUAUGCCAAUUAUCAUGAUACCUCACCAUACAGAUGGGGAGGAAAGACUGAUAUUGACCUAGCCGUUGAUGAAAAUGGCUUGUGGGUCAUUUAUGCCACUGAACAGAACAAUGGAAUGAUAGUUAUUAGCCAACUCAAUCCAUAUACUCUUCGAUUUGAAGCAACGUGGGAGACUGUAUAUGACAAACGUGCAGCAUCAAAUGCUUUUAUGAUCUGUGGAGUCCUCUAUGUGGUCAGGUCAGUUUAUCAGGACAAUGAAAGUGAAACAGGCAAGAAUGCUAUCGAUUACAUUUACAAUACCCGAUUAAACCGAGGAGAAUAUGUAGAUGUUCCCUUCCCCAACCAAUACCAGUAUAUUGCUGCAGUGGAUUACAAUCCAAGAGAUAACCAACUGUACGUGUGGAACAAUAACUUCAUUUUACGAUACUCUCUGGAGUUCGGACCACCUGAUCCUGCCCAAGUGCCUACCACAGCUGUGACAAUAACUUCUUCAGCUGAGCUGUUCAAAACCACAGUAUCAACCACAAGCACUACUUCACAGAAAGGCCCCAUGAGCACAACUGUAGCUGGAUCACAGGAAGGAAGCAAAGGGACAAAACCACCUCCAGCAGUUUCUACAACCAAAGUUCCUCCUGUAACAAAUAUUUUUCCCCUGCCAGAAAGAUUCUGCGAAGCAUUAGAUGCGAGGGGAAUAAGGUGGCCUCAGACUCAAAGGGGAAUGAUGGUUGAACGACCAUGUCCCAAGGGAACAAGAGGAACGGCCUCAUAUCUCUGCAUGGUUUCCACUGGAACAUGGAACCCUAAGGGCCCCGAUCUUAGCAACUGUACCUCACACUGGGUAAAUCAGCUGGCUCAGAAGAUCAGAAGUGGAGAAAAUGCUGCUAGUCUUGCCAAUGAACUGGCUAAACAUACCAAAGGUCCAGUUUUCGCUGGGGAUGUGAGUUCUUCAGUCAGACUGAUGGAGCAGUUGGUGGACAUCCUUGAUGCACAGCUGCAGGAACUGAAACCCAGUGAGAAGGAUUCAGCUGGCCGGACUUUUAACAAAGCAAUUGUUGACACGGUGGACAACCUGCUGAGACCUGAAGCUUUGGAAUCAUGGAAACACAUGAAUUCUUCUGAACAAGCACACACUGCAACAAUGUUACUUGAUACAUUAGAAGAAGGAGCUUUUGUCCUGGCUGACAAUCUAGUAGAACCCACCAGGGUCUCCAUGCCGACAGAAAAUAUUGUUCUGGAGGUUGCAGUACUCAGUACUGAAGGACAGGUUCAGGAUUUUAAAUUUCCUCUGGGCAUCAAAGGAGCUGGCAGCUCAAUCCAACUCUCUGCAAAUACUGUCAAACAGAACAGCAGGAAUGGACUUGCAAAGUUGGUGUUCAUCAUUUACCGGAGUCUGGGGCAAUUCCUUAGUACAGAAAAUGCAACCAUAAAACUGGGUGCUGACUUCAUUGGUCGUAACAGCACCAUUGCUGUGAAUUCCCACGUCAUUUCAGUUUCAAUCAAUAAAGAGUCCAGCCGAGUAUACUUGACAGACCCUGUGCUUUUUACUCUACCACACAUUGAUCCUGACAAUUAUUUCAAUGCAAACUGCUCCUUCUGGAACUACUCAGAGAGAACUAUGAUGGGAUAUUGGUCUACCCAGGGCUGCAAGCUGGUUGACACCAAUAAAACUCGUACAACGUGUGCAUGUAGCCACCUAACCAAUUUUGCAAUUCUCAUGGCCCACAGGGAAAUUGCAUACAAAGAUGGAGUUCACGAAUUACUCCUUACAGUCAUCACCUGGGUGGGAAUUGUCAUUUCCCUCGUUUGCCUGGCCAUCUGCAUCUUCACCUUCUGCUUUUUCCGCGGUCUCCAAAGUGACCGCAAUACUAUUCACAAGAACCUUUGUAUCAACCUUUUCAUUGCUGAAUUUAUUUUCCUAAUAGGCAUUGAUAAAACAAAAUACAUGAUUGCAUGCCCAAUAUUUGCAGGACUUCUACACUUUUUCUUUUUGGCUGCUUUUGCAUGGAUGUGCCUAGAAGGUGUUCAGCUCUAUCUAAUGUUAGUUGAAGUUUUUGAAAGUGAAUAUUCAAGAAAGAAAUACUACUAUGUUGCUGGUUACUUGUUUCCUGCCACAGUGGUUGGAGUUUCAGCUGCUAUUGACUAUAAGAGCUAUGGAACAGAAAAAGCUUGCUGGCUUCAUGUUGAUAACUAUUUUAUAUGGAGUUUCAUUGGACCAGUUACAUUUAUUAUUUUGCUAAAUAUUAUCUUCUUGGUGAUCACGUUGUGCAAAAUGGUGAAGCACUCAAACACUUUGAAACCAGAUUCUAGCAGGUUGGAAAACAUUAAGUCUUGGGUGCUUGGCGCUUUCGCUCUUCUAUGUCUUCUUGGCCUAACGUGGUCAUUUGGGUUGCUUUUUAUUAAUGAGGAGACUAUUGUGAUGGCAUAUCUCUUCACCAUCUUUAAUGCUUUCCAGGGAGUGUUCAUUUUCAUCUUUCACUGUGCUCUCCAAAAGAAAGUACGGAAAGAAUACGGCAAGUGCUUCAGACACUCAUACUGCUGUGGCGGCCUCCCCACUGAGAGCCCUCACAGUUCAGUGAAGGCAUCAGCGACCAGAACCAGCGCUCGGUAUUCCUCUGGCACACAGAGUCGUAUAAGAAGGAUGUGGAAUGACACUGUGAGAAAACAAUCUGAAUCUUCUUUUAUCUCAGGUGACAUCAAUAGCACUUCAACACUUAAUCAAGGACUGACAUCACAUGGUCCGAGAGCCCAUCUUCAAGAUUUAUAUCAUUUAGAGCUACUCUUAGGCCAGAUAGCCUGAGCAGACAGACAUGAUGUGAGUUGUCCAAAGACAUUCACUGAACAAUGCCAGGGAUACAAGUGCCAUGGAUACUCUACCGCUAAAUGGUAAUUUUAACAACAGCUACUCACUGCGCAAAGGGGACUAUAAUGACAGCGUGCAAGUCGUGGACUGUGGACUAAGUCUGAAUGAUACUGCUUUUGAGAAAAUGAUCAUUUCAGAGUUAGUGCACAACAACCUACGGGGCAGCAGCAAGACUCACAACCUGGAGCUCGCGCUCCCAGUCAAACCUGUGAUUGGCGGAAGCAGCAGCGAAGAUGAUGCUAUUGUGGCGGACGCUUCAUCUUUAAUGCACGGCGACAACCCAGGGCUGGAGCUCCAUCACAAAGAACUCGAGGCACCGCUCAUUCCUCAGCGGACUCACUCCCUUCUGUACCAGCCCCAGAAGAAAGUGAAGGCCGAGGGGACUGACAGCUAUGUCUCCCAACUGACCGCUGAGGCGGAGGACCACCUGCAAUCCCCCAACAGAGACUCUCUUUACACAAGCAUGCCCAACCUUAGAGACUCUCCCUACCCGGAGAGCAGCCCCGACAUAGAAGAGGACCUCUCUCCCUCCAGGAGGAGUGAGAAUGAGGACAUUUACUAUAAAAGCAUGCCAAAUCUCGGAGCUGGCCGUCAGCUUCAGAUGUGCUACCAGAUCAGCAGGGGCAAUAGUGAUGGUUACAUAAUCCCCAUUAACAAAGAAGGGUGUAUCCCGGAAGGAGAUGUUAGAGAAGGACAGAUGCAGCUGGUAACAAGUCUUUAAUAGUGCAGCUAAGGAAUUCCAGGGGCCACAUACAAGUAUUAAGAAAUAAAGACUCCUUUCCCUUGGCCCGGCGCAGAUCCCUCCACCUCUGCCUGAAGAGACGGCUCUGUUGACCUGUGGUUCUCCAGUGUAAAAAAGAUGACUGAACCUUGCAGUUCUGUGAAUUUUUAUAAAACAUGCGAAAACUUUGUAUAUACAGAGUAUACUAAAAUGAAUUAUUUGUUACAAAGAAAAGAGAUGCCAACCAGGUAUUUUAAGAUUCUGCUGCUGUUUAGAAAAAUUGUGAAACAAGCAAAACAAACUUUCCAGCCAUUUUACUGCAGCAGUUUGUGAACUAAAUUUGUAAAUAUGGCUGCACCAUUUUUGUAGGCCUGCAUUGUAUUAUAUACAAGACGUAGGCUUUAAAAUCCUGUGGGACAAAUUUACUGUACCUUACUGUUCCUGACAAGACUUGGAAAAGCAGGAGAGAUAUUCUGCAGUAGUUUGCAGUUCACUGCAAAUCUUUUACAUUAAGGCAAAGAUUGAAAACAUGUUUAACCACUAGCAAUCAAGCCACAGGCCUUAUUUCAUAUGUUUCCUCAACUGUACAAUGAACUAUUCUCAUGAGAAAUGGCUACAGAAAUUAUAUUUUGUUCUAUUGCUAGGGUAAAAUAAAUACAUUUGUGUCCAACUGAAAUAUAAUUGUCAUUAAAAUAAUUUUAAAGAGUUUGAAGAAAAUAUUGUGAAAAGCUCUUGGUUGCACAUAUGUUAUGAAAUGUUUUUUCUUACGCUUUGUCUUGGUAAGUUCUACCCAUUUCCACUUAUUUUCCACUGUAUACAGUGUUCUGCUUUGACAAGUUAGUCUUUAUUCUUACAUUUAAAUUUCUCAUUGCCAAAAGAACGUGUUUUAUGGGGAGAAAACUCUUUGAAGCCAGUUAUGCCAUGCCUUGCACAAACGUGGUGAAAUCUAGAAAAGAUUGUGUGUCAACCUCUGUUUAUUCUUGAACAGAGGGCAAAGAUUUGGACACUAGGCACUUCUCACCAACUUUCUAGUGAACAAAAGGUGCCUAUUCUUUUUUAAAAAAUAAAAUAAAACAUAAAUAUUACUCUUCCAUAUUCCUUCUGCCUAUAUUUAGUAAUUAAUUUAUUUUAUGAUAAAGUUCUAAUGAAAUGUAAAUUGUUUCAGCAAAAUUCUGCUUUUCUUUUCAUCCCUUUGUGUAAACCUGUUAAUAAUGAGCCCAUCACUAAUAUCCAGUGUAAAGUUUAACACGGUUUGACAGUAAAUAAAUGUGAAUUUUUUCAAGUAGUUAAUGUGCACUUUUAUGUAUGACCCCGAAUGGACAUUUACCCACAGAUCUUUCCCACGCCUGUCUGCUGGGGUGUAUUUAGCUCCCUUCUUAGUAUACAUGAUCAAAAACAGUAGCUCACCUAUUUGUUUCACAUGCUGAACAGAACAUAUUUUUAUUUUAAUUAACCAUUCCCAUUCACAAAUCUAGCUGGUAAGUUUUAAAAGGUUAACAUGUUGAAAGUAUUUUUGUUCGUUUCAUUGCACCAAGACUAAAACA
This is a messenger RNA of Condylura cristata (star-nosed mole), 5962 nucleotides long. It is a transcript of the gene ADGRL2, whose product is annotated as adhesion G protein-coupled receptor L2. Gene Ontology annotation, molecular function: carbohydrate binding; G protein-coupled receptor activity. Gene Ontology annotation, cellular component: neuron projection; membrane. The record is from RefSeq and is a predicted model, not a curated record. Gene Ontology annotation, biological process: adenylate cyclase-activating G protein-coupled receptor signaling pathway; cell surface receptor signaling pathway; brain development. The transcript is spliced from 21 exons. Lineage: Eukaryota; Metazoa; Chordata; Mammalia; Eulipotyphla; Talpidae. Bases 101 to 3634 code for a protein of 1177 amino acids.